CGAUGGCUCAGUGGUUAAAGCAUGUACCACUCUUACUGAGGAUCUGGGUUCAGUUCACAGAACCUUCAUGGUGGCUCAAACUGAUGGCCUCUUCUGACCUCCAUGCGUACUGACUGCCGUUCAUGUGGUGCACAUACAUACAUGGAAAUAAAACACUCAUACACAUGAAUAAAAACAAAUAAAUCUUUAAAAUAGAAAGACUUGUAGGUUUGCAUGUGAAAAAACUGAAGUCCUGAGAAGUCAAGUACUUGGUCCAAAGUUCACAGCUCACAGGACCAGCAAAGAACAUGAAGUUCUGGCUCAUCGUCUUCAUGGUUGGUAAUGGACUUGAGAUUCACCUCCUAUGUAGUGCUGCUGGAUGGCCUCCUAUUGAGGAAAUGCUGGGUUGGGCUACAGAAGAUUCUGAAUGCCAGCACAAAGAGACUUUAUUCUGAAAAUGAUAAGUCACUACACGAUUUGAACUUCAUUAAAGUAUGGUUCAUUUAACGGUUCUACAGGGUUUCUCUUGGUGUUGUGUUCAGAAUGGAUUGGAAGGGUGUGAGUAGAGGCUGGACAUCAGGGUGCUCUGCUGAUUAAGUGCUGAUAGUGGUUAGUAGUUAAUAGACAGGAUGUCUGCUGUGUUGGUAAAGGGAAGACUUGAGGAAUAUGCUGGAGGUGAAAUGAAAUACCCAAUCACGGGUUAGAUGUGGUAAAAAGAGAAAAGGACAAACAAAAGAUGCUUCCUCAUGUGUAAGCAAACUUUGUCAGGCUCGAAUCACAGAGAAAAAGAGUGCUGUGGAGGACAGCCUGCAUUUCUGUGGGCAACACCCCAGCAGGGAUUUAGUGGUAGGAGCAUUAAGGAAGCUGAGGCCACUGGGACUUGCGGAACACUUGGAAGUAUGUAAACUUCCUCCAGAGGAGAGAAAAAGUGUGUGUGUGUGUGUGUGUGUGUGUGUGUGUGUGUGUGUGUGUGUGUGUGUACAGGCAUGUAAAUUCUACAGCUGUAGUCUCUGAGGCUGGAGAAUCACGGGUUCCACAACAGCCUAAGCUAUAUAGUGAAACAAAGGAGAGCAAAGUGUCCAGACCAUCAGACUGUCUCCAUUCGCCUUUUCCUAGAUGGAGCUUAGAGGCCUCCGGCAUACCUCUCUGCAUGCGCUGUCCAGGAGUUCUGAGUAGGCAGAGAGGCGACUUUCAUCUUCUGGAAUAACCUCCUGCAGUAAGGAGGUGGGCGGGCUCUGGGACUGAUAAGCUAAAUUCGAUGGAAAGUGGCUCAAAUCAGAUUCUAGGUGAUUGACUGCUCCUGCCUCUCGACUCACUGCUCCUGUUUUCUAUUCCACUCAUUUGGCAAAUGAUGACGGUCUGUCUUGUGACACUUCUCAUAUUAUUACUUCAUUGUUCACCUUCUUGCAUUUUUUCUCUCCUUUUUUUCUCCAGCCUUAUUGAUUAGUCCUUGGGGGUUAGAGAUGAUGUUUCCUUGCUUUUUGUAUUUUUCUUACUCCUGAUCCUGAAAAAGGGACCGUGCUUGUAUUAAUUGACAGUUGCUGCUUGAGAAGGGAUAUUUUCUAAGGAAUGUUGUUAAAUGAAUCUUAUUUUUAGAAAGUAAAAAAUUCUACUCAUUAUGUUUUAUAUAAAAGCAUGUACCAUCAGAGUAAAUAAAUUCGAGAUAAUUUGUUCUGGUUAAUAUUACAAAAAAUCAUAGAAAGGCUUAGGGUUUGUUGUUGUUGUUGUUGUUUUUGCGAAAGUGAAACUUUCUAAAUAGGACAGAAUGUCAAAUCAUGAAAUUUCUAAAAGCGACAAAUCAGGCAGUAUUAUGUGGCUCAAUCUAGUAAGAUCCAAUAGUAAUUCAUCUGCUUGCUUCCAUCUGAGAUGGAAUGAGCUCAAGGGAAGCAAGUCCCCCUUUGCUUUAGUCUUAGAGAUAGGAAGCUAGGGAGAUGCAGGUCCUGGGCAGAAGUCGAUGUCAGGGGCAAGAACUUGAGCCAUCACUGAUUCCUGUCAUGAGUCGGUACCACUGUGGUUGAUAGGCCCUCCCUGCUACAUUGGAACCUCCAGAACAUUGAUGUCACACCAAUAAGGGUCAUUGUCAUGAAUGGCCUGGCUCUUCUGGGCUCUGGGUUCAGAAUUGAUCUGCAUCAUGUCAGUGAUCUUCACUCCCAACUUGCUUUGAGGCAAGGCCAGGGUCAAUGUCAAUAUCCUGGAGGAGGAUGACCAGCUGAUCCACCAUAUUGUAGAAUAUCAGAACAAGGGUCAAGCAAAUGAAUGCAUUAAGUACAAACAUAUGUUUGAUAGAAAUCUCAUUUAUUUAGUUACCAUUGCAGAUGCCAGCAUAAUCAGUCUCAGUAAGGUGGUGGAAUAAUCUUCCUGGUGGCUGUUCUAAAGAGUGAUAGAACAGAACCCAUCUCUUAAGAAAAAGAGAUGUGGUUGCUACCAACUCAGCUAUUUAGAACAGGAGUGAAAAGUCUGACUUCUUUUAAACUGUGAAGAAAGCUACUAACACCACUAUAUUCUCAGUGUAAAUAUUGUAGUAAUAAAGCAGAUCCUGCAAUAAAACUAUAAAGACCAUAAGGCAUGUGACAAUAAUGCCAUUAUCAUUGUCAAUAAAAAUCAAUAGCAAUUCUUAAUUAUUGUCUAAUAUCGCAUGACAGUAAAUAAUACACACUUUCUUUUCUUUUUAAAAAUUAAUUGAUUUAUCUGUUUUGCAUCCUGGCUUCAGUUUCCCCUCCAUCCUCUCCUCCCAGUCCUUUCCCCCAACUCCUGCUCUGUCCCCACCCCCCAAUCCACUCCUUUUCCAUUUCUGUUCAGGAAAGGACAGGUCUCCCAUGAAUAUCAACACACCAUAGCAUAUCAAGUUGCAGUAAGACUAAGCACCUCCCCAUGUAUUAAGGCUGGGCAAGGUGACCCAGUAUGAGGAGUAGAGUCCCAAAGGUCAGCAAAAGAGUCAGAGACAGCCCCUGCUCCCACUGUUACGAGUCCCAUAAGAAAACCAAGCUACACAACUGUAAUAUAUAUGUAGAAUGCCUAGGUCAUUCCAGUACAGGCUCCCUGGUUGUUGGUUUAGUCUCUAGGAGCUUCUGUGAGCCCAGGUUAGUUGAUUCUGUGGGUUUUCUUGUGAUGUCCUUGACUCCUCCAGCUCAUAUAAUCCUCCUCUCUCUGUUCACAGGAAGAAUUCCCCAAACUCUGUUUAAUGUUUGGCUGUGUGUAUGCAUCUGUUUCCAUCAGUUUCUAGAUGAAGCCUCUCAGAUGACAAUGGGGCUAGGAACCAAUCUAUGAGUAUGGCAAAAUAUCAUUAAGCAUCAUUCCAUUGAUAUUUUUCUCUCCAAUUGUGUUUGGUUCUAUCUUAGGUCUCUGGGUCAUCUAGCCUGUAGGUCCUAGUACUCCAGGCAGUGUCAGGGUUGGGCUUACUCUCCUGGCAUAGGUUUUAGUCAUUGGUUGGCUACUCCCUCAAUAUCUAGGCCACCCUUACCCCAGCACAUCCCAUAGGGAGGACAGACUGUAGGUUGAAAGGUUAUGUGGCUGGGUUGGCAUCCUAAUCCCUCCACUAAAAGCCUUACCUGGUCAUAGGAGAUGGCUGUUACUAGGAGUCUCGACUGGGGUCAUGCUUGUAGAUACCUAGGAGAUUCCCGUGUGCCAGGAUUGUACCUGAUCCCGAAAUGCCUUCCCUUCCCAGUAAGAUUAUUCAGUACUUUCUCCCUCCAACCCCCCCACCCCAAUGUUAUCGCUCACAGUCCUUUCCCCACCUACCCUCAGUCCACUCAUGAAAUUUCUUCUAUUUCCCAGGGAGAUCUGGGUGUCCUGCCCACCAUGAACCCUUUUUUUUUUUAACCUAGUCUCUCUGGGGCUGUGGAUUGUAGCAUGGUAAUCCUUUACUUUACAGCUAAUAUUCAUUUAUGAGUGAGUACAUACCAUGUUUAUCUUUCUGGGUCUGGGUUACCUUACUCAGGAUGUUCUUUUCUAGUUGCCUUCAAAUUUCAUGAUGUCAUUGUUUUUAAUAGCUGACUAAUAAAUACUCCAUUGUGUAAAUGUACCACAUUUUCUUUAUCCGUUCCUUGGUUGAGGGACAUCUAGGUUGUUUCAGGUUCUGGAUGUUACAAAUAAAGCUGCUAUGGACAUAGUUGA
This is a messenger RNA of Peromyscus californicus insignis, 4092 nucleotides long. RefSeq names its product SS18-like protein 2. The record is from RefSeq and is a predicted model, not a curated record. Lineage: Eukaryota; Metazoa; Chordata; Mammalia; Rodentia; Cricetidae.